Molecule: messenger RNA, 963 nt
Organism: Chinchilla lanigera (long-tailed chinchilla)
Lineage: Eukaryota; Metazoa; Chordata; Mammalia; Rodentia; Chinchillidae
Product: spermatogenesis-associated protein 31E1-like
Exons: 1
Source: RefSeq, a predicted model, not a curated record
CUGCGGCCUCCGACCUCUGUCUUGCCUCCAGGUCUGCAGAUCUUCCCAGUUUCUCCUGGGUCACAGUCACCCCUGAGGGCCUCUUCACCACCAGGGUCUUCGAUUCCUCAGGGAUGCCUUUCACCUCAGCCGCUUUCUCCUUCCUUCCCCCCAUCACAUUCUCCUGGUCCCACGGCCUCCCCUCCACCCCUGCCAGACACCAGCUUGGUUCUGCCUCAGCGGGAUUCAUCACCACUCCCCCUGGGCCCAAUCCCACAGAAAACCUCUCCAUCCAACACCCGCUCCUUGCCUUCCCCUAUCCCAGAAAUUUCAAUUCCUCGUCGUUCAGGCUGUCCCAUCUUAGCCCUCUCCUCAAGUCAGGAGCCUCCCAGAGCCUUGUGUCGUUCCACCUUAGGAGAAGGUGAAGCCCAGGGAGGUCACCUGACCCCACAAUUGGAAAAGGCCUCCUGCCUGGUAGACACCGUACACAGCCAGGCAGAGAAUGGGAGUUUCCAUUUCCUCAAUCCUGAGGUUCAGAAGGUUCUGGAAAUACUAAUCACCAAGAAGGUGGAACUGAAGAUCUGUAAGAACACUGAAGAGGAGGGACAGCACAUCUCCCUGUGUUCUCUGAGGAAUAUGUUCAAAUCCCUGGACAAAGAACAGGACCCUGUCCUUCCACAACAGCGCUUUUACCCCGAGAUCUUGGGGGACCACUGGCACCAGAAAGGGAGCGAGCUUUUCUGGGGCCUCCCUAUUCUACACAGUGAGUCCCUGGUGCAGAAGAUCAGAGUGCCUGAUGCCUCCUUAGAUUUUUCCCCCAUUGUAUUCAAUGGGCUCUGUAUUUAUGCGCCGGAACACAUUCGGUCUAAAUUCUAUCCACAACACGUUUCCUCCCGACCCUUGCUCGACCAUGUCUGCAGAGGCCAAACUUUGACUCGAGCCUUGCCUUCAUGCCAAGGCCUACCUGAUUCUCAGAAACAGACC